ACUAUUGUGUAGUGUGUGCGGUAUCCAAAAUCAUUUUGUCGACAAAACAAACUUGACAAUUUUUUUCAGAUUAGAUUUUGUAUGUUUUUAUAUUCAAUAUUGACGCGAAUUUUUGGGGAGGUUUUGUUGCUUCUAAUUUGACAACUAUUUCAUCCGUCAUGCAGUGAGUUCAAUUCAGUCAAACAAACACUCGGAAUAUAAAAGUAUGAGCGGCGGGGGACGUGGAGGAUUUGGGGGGAAGGGGAAAAUUGCUUUUGGGAAAAUCAAUCUAGUUUCCACAGUCGCAGGGGUAGGUGAGGAGGACGAGAGGAAGGAUGACGACGGUGGUAGUGGUGGUUUUGGUGUAUUCGGAAGUGGGACUGCCUUCAAACCUCCCCCUCGACCAGAGGAGAAGAGCGAGGAGGAGUUGCAAAUGGAGAGGACGAUGGGCUUCUCUGGAUUUGGAACGGUCAGAAACUUACCACAGAAAGUGGCCAAGACAUUCGACGUGAAGGAAAUGGUGGAGGCGAUAAAGAAAGCGAACAAGGGGAAGGCACCCAGCACGACAACAGAUAAUGUUAUCAAACCUCUAGAGAUUGAAGAGGAAGUGGUUAAACCCAAGAAGAAACAGGAAGUGGUGGCAGAACCAAAAAAUACAGAUGAGAAUUCUGAUUCUGGGGAUGAGAUUGUAGGUCCCAUGCCAGUUGCAGCAACGUCAACUUCGAAAGUGAAAUCCAGGGACUCUAGUGACGAUGACAGCAGCGAUGAUGAUGAUGACGACAAAGCCAAGGGUGAAUCAGAAAGAGAGGAUGAACUGGACGAAGAUGUGGACAGUGACACAGAAGCCGAAAAGAACUUUCCUUUAGAGCAUCAGUACAACAUUGAGCAUGGUCUUCGACCCGUGAUGGGGCUGGCAGUUGACAGCUCUGCUACUCGGUUCGCAUCUGGAUCCCUGGACUAUGAAGUAAAACUUUGGGACUUUACUGGACUUCGGAAUCGCCAUGCUCUCAGAACUAUAAAACCAUGUGAAAACCAUCCCAUUAAACAUGUCAGCUUCUCUGCCAAUGGGGAGUCACUUUUAGUUAUUUCAGGAAGUGCCCAGGCCAAGGUACUUAAUCGCGAUGGUUCCGAGCUGCUAGAGUGUAUCAAAGGAGAUCAGUACAUUGUAGACAUGGCUCGCACUCAAGGUCACACGGCAAUGCUUUCAGGAGGAAUGUUUAAUCCUAAAAAUAAGUCAGAGUUCAUGACAUGCUCAGAUGACAGUACUGUGAGGCUGUGGGAGAUUGAGAAUUCCAGAGCACACAAAACCCUAGUGAAACUAAAAAAUGCUGGAGGACUAAAGAAUAGGGUCACGGCCUGCACCUACUCCCGAGACGGCGUCUGUUUCCUGGGUGGAGGGUCAGACGGUACAAUUUGUAUGUGGGAUACCCGAAGAGCUCUCGUCCUACCUACAGCAACAAUUAAGGCAGCUCAUCAGAAAAAUAGUGAUAUUUUCCAUCUUACAUACUCUAACUCGGCGUUAGAGGUUGCUUCGCGAGGGGAGGACGGUGUCGUCAACAUCUUUGAUACGAGGAAUUGGAGGAAACCCCUGUUCAAGAGUAGUCCUGGAGAAUUUCCUGCAAAAUAUUUCACGACGGAUUUAUGCUUCAGUCCUGAUGAUCGUCACCUCUGCAUCCCCUCCCUUCCCCAUGGAACGACGGGGAGGACCAAGGACGAAGCCAUUAGCCACUCCUCUCUCAAAUUCUUUUCCACAAAGUCCCUACGAGUUGUGAAAGAACACCCAUUUCCAAACCAGAUCGUCAUUCGCUCCGUCUGGCACCAUCGUCUCAACCAAAUUCUUUUAUCAUUUGCUUCUGGGACUAUCGGGAUCCUGUAUGACACUACAAAAUCACAGCGUGGAGCACUAUUAGCCCAUGGGAAGGGACCCAAGAAGCAGAAAGCCAUGGGUGUGGUCGAAGACAUGCACGGAAAGGUGGUUAUCACUCCAAACUCACUCCCUCUCUACAAGACAGAAAGAUCAAAAAAUCCUAAGAGAGAGGAAGCCAAGCUACGAGCGGACCCAGUCAAAUCUCAUCGACCGGAUCUCCCCAUCACCGCUGGAUCUGGUGGUCGUGUCGCUGCGUCUGGUUCUACCCUAAGCUCUUAUGUAAUUCGAAAUCUGGGUUUGAGUAAAUCUUUCAAAGAUGAUAUGGACCCAAGAGAAGCAAUUCUCAGAUUUGCAAAGGAUGCUGAAGAGAAUCCAAUUUGGGUCACACCAGCUUAUAAAAAAACUCAGCCAAAAGCAAUUUUUGAAAGACCCCCGGAAGAAGAACCACCUGAUGCCAAGAAACAAAGGCUUUUAUAGAACAUACAGCCACACACUUUAGCUCCUUCUUUUUAAACCUUUACUUAUCGUGACAAGUUCUUAAAAUUUAGUUUGUCUAUGUUUUUUUUCUUUGCACAUAGAAAUAAAGGAGUUGUUAUGUUGUAUAUAAUAGAA
Molecule: messenger RNA, 2458 nt
Organism: Folsomia candida
Lineage: Eukaryota; Metazoa; Arthropoda; Collembola; Entomobryomorpha; Isotomidae
Product: gastrulation defective protein 1 homolog
Exons: 10
Coding region: 206-2323 (705 amino acids)
Biological process (GO): regulation of DNA double-strand break processing
Cellular component (GO): site of double-strand break; nucleus
Molecular function (GO): protein binding
Source: RefSeq, a predicted model, not a curated record